Puccinia graminis f. sp. tritici CRL 75-36-700-3 is the source of this 1116-nucleotide messenger RNA. RefSeq lists its product as uncharacterized. Gene Ontology annotation, molecular function: hydrolase activity, hydrolyzing O-glycosyl compounds. Gene Ontology annotation, biological process: carbohydrate metabolic process. The record is from RefSeq and is a predicted model, not a curated record. NCBI's taxonomy places the organism in Eukaryota, Fungi, Basidiomycota, Pucciniomycetes, Pucciniales, Pucciniaceae. The transcript has 5 exons. The coding region runs from base 1 to 1116 and encodes 371 amino acids.
AUGGGUAGUCUUAAACACAUCCUAUGUGGUUUGAUUGCACUUUGUUUUGUUUGUUCUGGGGAAGUGGCUGCAGUCUUGGAUUGCCCGACACCCUGCAAGCCUUACGAGCUCCAAACCCCUCUACUUACGACUGAUUGGACUGCGAACAUAGGUUCAUCGCCCUGGCCCGAAUACCCUCGCCCGUUGCUCAGAAGACAAGAAUGGAUGAACCUUAACGGGCCAUGGCAAUUCAAACCAGCCAAGAACUCUCAAGAGCUCCUCAGUCCAACUUUUGGGGGAUGCGCUUUUGCCACUCAAAUCCUUGUUCCUUUCCCGAUCGAAAGUGGGCUCAGUGGGAUCAUGGAAAAUCACAUAUACAGCUGGUAUCGUAGAACUUUUGUUGUCCCUGAGCACUGGUUGGGUCGCAAUGUUUUGGUGAACUUUGGAGGGUGGAUUAUGAAGCAACGGUGUUUGUCAAUUGAAAGACUGUUGGGUUCCACAGAGGAGGAUACAUAUUUCAGAUUUACAUUGGAUUUGACUGACGCGCUCAAUGAGCCAGGUGAAGAGAACAAGUUGCUUGUGUUUGUCUACGACCCGACUAAUUCCAAAGGCACAUUGAUUCCUAUUGGCAAGCAAGUUUUGAAGCCAAAUCACUAUUUCUAUACCCCUACCAGUGGGAUUUGGCAAACGGUCUUUCUCAAACCAGUGGCCAAGGAAUAUAUUCAAGACACCGUGACUACCGCUCAUGCGGAUGGGAAAUUGAAGAUCACUGUAUACAAUCCAAUGAUUUCUUCUUUGGAUUCACCUCUCUACCCAUGCCCUCUGGGUAUCCCUCUCCAUCAACACCAAGGAACUUCCAAUAGUCUUGUUACUUUCAGCUUACCUUCCCCUCAGCUUUGGUCCCCCACCAAGCCAAAUCUGUAUCAUUUUGAAGUAAAAUUAGGGAAAGAUACUGUUCAAAGUUAUUUCGUUUUGCAGACGAUAGAGAAGAAAAAGGACACUGAGGAAAUCGUCAGACCUUUCUUAAAUGGAGAAUUUGUCUUUCAACUGGGCACACUGGAUCAGGGUUUUUGGCCUGAUGGUCUCUACACUGCUCCAACACAUGAAGCUAUGACCUACGAUCUGAAAGUAUUGUAG